Molecule: messenger RNA, 4521 nt
Organism: Lates calcarifer (barramundi perch)
Lineage: Eukaryota; Metazoa; Chordata; Actinopteri; Centropomidae
Gene: exoc3l1
Product: exocyst complex component 3-like 1
Exons: 15
Coding region: 257-2608 (783 amino acids)
Biological process (GO): exocyst localization; exocytosis
Cellular component (GO): exocyst
Molecular function (GO): SNARE binding
Source: RefSeq, a predicted model, not a curated record
CCUGCUGGCCUCUCAGCAGAGGAUGUGUCUGGGUGAGAGAGUGUGUGUGAGGGAGAAGAGGAAAGCCGUCAGUAGAAUGGAUUUGUGCCCUCUCUCCUCCACCCUUUCAUCUCCUCCUUCUUCUUUCUCUUCUCCUCUGUCUCCUCUGUCCUUCUUCACCCUCCUCUGCCAGUGUCACAUCCCGGGCACCCUCAGUGCCGGCCCUCAGGGAACAGGAGACUCGUCCGGUGGAUGGGCGGCUGAAAACUGAACUUCAAUGUCAGCAGGAGAUCAGAAGCAUGGUGGUGACAAACCAGAAGACAAGGUGUCAGCGGUGGAGGUAUGGCCAGAGGUGGAGAGGGCUGAGUGUUUGGCCCGCGGUGCUGCCCUGAAGUGGGCGUCAGGUGUUUUCUGUCAGCCCGAACAUCUGGAGAGACUGAGCCAGUACAGGAAGAGAGAGAGUCAGAGGACUGCUUCCAUACACACCAGACUCAAGUCCAUGGUCCAGUCAUACCUGGAGGGGGUAGGCUGGGGUCUGGAGCAGCUCCAGGAGGCCAAAGCUGAGCUGAGAGAGGUGUCACAUGCCUUGAAGAAAGCAGCACUGGAAUCCAACCAAAAUGCAGAGGGGGUGAAGUCUCUGGACAGGCUGAGAGAAGUGUCAGUCAACCACUGUCAGCUCCUCGCUGCUGUCAGCAACUUACCACGACUUUACUCUGUGCGUAGCAUGGUGUUGGAGACUGAGCGUCUGGUGGAGUCCCGGAGGCUCCUGGAGGCCCACGCCAGGCUAAUGGAUCUGGAGCGCUGGCAGGACGACAUCCUGUGGCAGCUCCAUGGAGCUGCUGGGAUGGCAGGAAGUCCGCUCAGCACCGAGGACCAGGAGGUGGUGGCCAAGUAUUUCUCUGGUGUUGGGCAGCUUGUGGACGCCCUGGGUAAGGAGCUGUGGGCGGUGGUGAGCAGUGGUCUGGCUCUGGCCCGACAAAACCCCACACCAUUUGUAUCAGCAGUGAGGAUAGUGGAGCGGGAGGAGGCCCUGGACCAAGCUCUCCUAGAGGAGAGGGGGGGAACCGGAAGCAACAGCAGGCCCUUACCUCCUGGACGACCUCGCUGCUGGAGAGCGUGCUUCUUCCAGGUACUAGAGGAGGCAGUUUCUGCGCGGUUUCGUAGUGUCUCCUACCUGCACACGCGUGGUCCGGGUCUGGCAGGCCACCUCUCUGCUCUCCAGCACGCUACAAUGACUGACCUGGCCACUGUCCGCCACCUGCUGGAGCACUGUGUCCCACCACACUAUCAUCUAACAGGGGCUUACCUGAGAGCCAGCCAUCGCUGUUUACAAACUCACCUGGCACAGGUUAGCAGCUGGGACCUGGAGAGUGGUGAGAUCUUUGCUGUGCUUAACUGGGUGCUCCACAUCUACAACAGCCCGGACAUGAUGGGUCAUCCAGAGCUGGUAACAGAGAUGGAGAAAGAAGAGCUGGGACCUCUCAUCUCCACCGAGGGACUGGAGCAGCUGCAGAACAAAUAUGUCCAGAGUGUUCGGAAGAGUGUGUCAGAGUGGAUGCACAAAGCUCUGCAGGUGGAGCUGCAAGACUGGCAGAGAGACCAGGAACCAGACACAGACCAUGAAGGUUUCUACCAAACCAGCCUGCCUACCAUCAUUACACAGAUGCUGGAGGAGAACGCCCGCGUGGCUCUGAUGAUCGGAGAAUCCCUACGAGAUCAGACCAUACAGAUGGGACUGUAUGAGAUGGAGAACCUCCUGAACAGGUUUCGGGAAGCGCUGGUGGAAUUUGGGAGAGAGCAUCGCAGGGAUCCGAGCAACAACAAAAACAAGUUCUACCUCCACUAUCUGCUGGCCUCCAUCAGCAACUGUAUCAUCCUCAAGAAGUCCACAGAGAGCCUGCAGCAGCAGCAGUCGUCCCGAUUGGCGGGCCAGUUCUCUCGGACUCCUCCCAACCCACUGGCAGCUCUGGACCGGGCGGUGAGGCGGGCUUGUCGCCUGGUGAUGGAUCAGCUCCUGUUGGACCUUCAGCCUCUCCUCCCGGGCCUGCUGACCCGACCCUGGCUGGUCCAGGGAGACCCCACACCCAAACUCUGCCAGGUUCUGGAGCGUCACCUGGACCUGUACGGCCGCGUUCGGCCUCCCUGCCGACAGCGUCUGCAGGAGGAGGCCCAGUGGCUAAUGGUGGUAGAGUACGUCAGGGCUCUGAUGCAGAAGAGGCUGGUGUGCCGCAGCGCCGAGGAGAGGAGGCAGCUCGCCCAGCAGAUGGUUCAGGAUGACCAGCUGUACCGGGAAAUCUUCCAUGGCCUGGAGGGUGAGGGGUCAGUGCCUGAGGUGAACCCUUUAACCUUACUACCCGUCCUGGCUGACUUCAUCCGACUCAAAGACCCCAGCAUGCUCACUCUGGAAGUGUCAGGACUUGCAGCCAAAUACCCCGACAUCAGUGAGGAGCAUGUGUCUGUGCUGCUGGACAUUCGUGGUGAUGUCUCCAGGGACAUCAGAGGGGCUGUGCUGGACUUGCUGGAGCAGAGCGCCCCCCCUCUGCCAGCAGGAUACCGACCCAUCUUCACUGACAUCCUGGUGCCUCCCUCUACCAUGGCCUUCUGUCUGCCCACUGCCAAGUGUGCAUGACUAUAAGAACAUAAACUUAAAUUUUUCACAUUAAGAUCAGGUUGGAUCUGAAUCUUAGAUGGAUCUUCAGGCCGGAUCCCCUCAGCCUGACAUUAGCAGAGAAAUGCAGGACCGAGCAAAAAAAAUGCUGUUGGAUCUGCUCCUGCUGUGUUUCAAGUUGACAGAGGCCAACUCUUUAUUUAUCCAGGGAGCAUCAGCUAAGUUCUGUUGUUGUUGUUUGUCUGAAUUUAUGAGCCCCUGUGGCUGGUUUGGUAACGAGGGCUCCUUUAAUGCCUUAAAAAUAUCACUGGUAAACCAAUAUCUUCUUCCCUGUCACAGGUUGUGUUUCAGCUAUUUGUGGCACAGAUUUAAAGCUGCAUAAAUCAGCUUUUAAACAGCAAGAAUAGCAACUAUAAAGUUUUCUUCUUCUCACUCAGAAAUCAUGUAAAAUGUCAUUAGUAAACUGUACAUGGCACUCUUUAUGUUGCUAGGUUUAUGAUGAUUAAUGAGGACGGUGCAACUUCAAAACAAUCUUAUGUAAGUUUUGCUGAACAGCAGCCUCAAGAAAGAAUUAUGUGAUAUAUAUAUAUAUAUAUAUAUAUAUAUAUAUAUGAGGGGUGAUUGAUAAGUUUGUGUCCUAAUGUAGGAGGACUUGAGUUAAACAGCUCUUGUGCAUGCACAUGCAGUUCCACUCUUUGAGUGAUUAUGUUUCAAAAGUGUGUUUGCUGGUGACACUGAGCUCCUGCAUCAUCUUGGGGAAGAGGUUGUAGCCUGAGGGGGGGUCACAUCAGGUGGACAGGGUGGGAGUUGGACAAUAUGACUUUAUGAAGGCUGAUGCUGGCCAUUUUCUCAGAUAGUGACUCAAAGAGUCGAUCUGCACGCACAUGUUUAACUCUGCUUCGACCUUAAAAUUAUCAUUCACCCCUCAUAUGUGAAUCCUAAAACAGUAGCACAAACAGAGAAGAGACAAAGUUGCCAAACAGUUAAUGAAGCAUUAUCGAUCACUAGAGGUUUGCUAACAUUAACCAUCACAACCCACUAAUCAUUCCAGAACAAGUACGGCUGUAACAGUAAAACCUCUAAGUGGAGUGGUUUAGUUUGUUGCUUAUGAGCUCAACUUUUCAUUCAGCAGGUGGAUUGUACUAUUUCCCCUUUCAAAAGCUACAUAAUGUCACUUUAAAGGCUUAGUUAGUUGUUGUCCACAGUUUUCACUGAUAGUACUCUGAGAAAUGCUUUAAGCACAAAAAACAAACAUGUCAUUCACCUCCACUGUACUUCAGGCAGUUGUAGAAAUAAUUAUUUACUGAAAUCUGCAAAUUAUCAUUGAAUAUAAGCAACUCAGAGCCUCUGAUAACUUCCUACUGAAGAAACAAACUGUGAUUUCCAUCAGUUAAUGUUGUUUAUUUGAGCCUCAGACUCAUUGUGUUUGUAUUCAGACAGAGAGGUCUAAAAUUGAUCAGAGUAAAACAUCAUUGUGCUAAUUACUGGUAUAAUGAAGGAAAAAAUUACAGCAUCAUGUAGAAAUAGAAGAGAAUGAAGUCCAUGAAGUGUACUGAUUAUUUUACAGUGUGUAACAGAUGAUAGUUGUAUGAGUUAGAGAGUACGGUAUGUUUUCAGUGAGGACUCCUGGACUGUGAACCAUCCUACCUGAUAAACUCAGGCUGCUAAUUCAUUACCUAUACAUCUCUCUUUUUCAUUCAUCUGUCUUUAUAUAUUUUUAUUUUCUCCAAAUUCAUCUUGUGUCAUUGUUUAUACUGGGUGUUUUUAAUCAGCUUUUUAAAUAUAUUUAUUGUAUUUAUGUCAUUUCCCUUUUGAAUAGUGUUUCCUACUGCUAUUUUAAAGGGUAUUUUGCUUUUCGUGGUUUGAUGACAAUCUUUAAAGCACAUUGUAAAUGCUGUUAAAUAAACGCUGACAUGACUGCUUUAGAAAGUAAA